Molecule: messenger RNA, 7058 nt
Organism: Tympanuchus pallidicinctus (lesser prairie-chicken)
Lineage: Eukaryota; Metazoa; Chordata; Aves; Galliformes; Phasianidae
Gene: BRINP3
Product: BMP/retinoic acid inducible neural specific 3
Exons: 8
Coding region: 237-2537 (766 amino acids)
Biological process (GO): positive regulation of neuron differentiation; negative regulation of mitotic cell cycle
Source: RefSeq, a predicted model, not a curated record
CACACACGCACGGUGUGGAUGGGUGUUGUACUUGCUGCUGUGCCACACGGAACUGCUGAUGGUUUCCAAAGUCCCACCACCACCAUGCCCAUCCCUCCUUUAGCCUGAAGCCUGAGAUAUGGACUGUACGUUUGGAUUCGGGAUGCAUUUUGCUCACAGCCGCUUCGCUUCCUGAAAUGUCACCCGGUGUUGAGGGAAAGCUAAGAGAAUGAAGGCUCUAAGUCCCCAGUGGAAGCAUGAUAUGGCGAUGCAGUGCUGGUGCUGAAUUGUUCUCUCUGAUGGCUCUAUGGGAGUGGAUAGCACUGAGUCUUCAUUGCUGGGUUUUAGCAGUUGCUGCUGUUUCGGAUCAGCAUGCCACAAGCCCCUUCGACUGGCUCCUCUCUGAUAAGGGACCCUUCCAUCGUUCACAGGAAUACACAGAUUUUGUGGACAGAAGUCGACAGGGAUUUAGCACAAGAUACAAGAUUUACAGAGAGUUUGGCCGCUGGAAAGUAAACAAUCUUGCUGUUGAAAGACGCAAUUUUCUUGGCUCCCCACUGCCACUUGCCCCUGAGUUCUUCCGUAACAUAAGGCUACUAGGACGUCGCCCAACGCUUCAGCAGAUCACAGAGAACCUGAUCAAGAAAUAUGGGACACAUUUCCUACUCUCAGCUACCUUGGGAGGAGAGGAGUCGCUCACAAUUUUUGUGGACAAAAGGAAGCUGAGCAAGAGGUCAGAUGGAAGUGAUCCCAGCACCAACAGCUCUGUGGUGACUCUGGAGACCUUGCACCAGCUCGCAGCCUCCUACUUCAUUGACAGGGACAGCACACUGCGCAGACUCCAUCACAUCCAGAUAGCUUCCACUGCCAUAAAGGUAACAGAAACGCGGACUGGUCCUCUUGGCUGCAGUAACUAUGACAACCUAGAUUCUGUCAGUUCUGUUCUGGUUCAGAGUCCUGAAAAUAAGAUUCAGUUGCAAGGUCUUCAGGUCAUCCUGCCUGAGUACCUGCAAGAACAUUUUGUCCAGGCAGCUCUGAGCUAUAUUGCCUGCAAUUCAGAGGGAGAGUUCAUCUGCAAGGACAAUGAUUGCUGGUGUCAGUGUGGUCCCAAAUUCCCCCAGUGCAAUUGUCCCUACAUGGACAUUCAAGCCAUGGAAGAGAACCUGGUCCGCAUAAGUGAAACUUGGAAUGCAUAUAACAGUGAAUUUGAAGAAUCUGAUGAAUUCAAAUUAUUUAUGAAAAGGCUGCCCAUGAAUUAUUUUCUGAACACAUCUACUGUAAUGCAUUUGUGGACAAUGGAUUCUAAUUUUCAACGUCGCUAUGAGCAAUUAGAAAACAGCAUGAAGCAACUAUUUCUCAAGGCACAGAAGAUUGUUCACAAGCUCUUUGGCCUUAGUAAGAGAUGUCAUAAACAGCCACUCAUCCGUAUGCCAAAGCAGAGAUCCUCCAACUAUUGGCUCAACCGCAUCCAAUCCUUUCUCUACUGCAAUGAAAAUGGCCUUCUGGGAAGCUUUUCUGAAGAGACCCACACAUGCACCUGCCCUAAUGACCAGGUUGCCUGCCAUGGGUUCCUUCCCUGCACAGUUGGAGAUGGCUCUGCUUGUCUGAGCUGCGCUCCUGACAAUCGUACCCGCUGUGGAAGCUGUAAUGCUGGAUACAUGCUAAGCCAGGGGAUUUGCAAGCCUGAAGUGGCAGAAUCAACAGAGCACUACAUUGGGUUUGAGACUGACCUUCAGGACCUGGAAAUGAAGUAUUUACUGCAGAAGACAGAUCGGAGAAUUGAGGUGCAUGCAAUUUUCAUCAGCAAUGACAUGCGCCUCAACAACUGGUUUGAUCCUUCUUGGCGCAAGCGAAUGCUCCUUACUCUUAAGAGUAACAAGUACAAGUCUAGCUUGGUCCAUAUGAUACUAGGCCUCUCUCUUCAAAUCUGCCUAACUAAAAACAGCACCUUAGAGCCUGUGCUUGCUGUUUAUGUCAACCCUUUUGGGGGCAGCCACUCUGAGAGCUGGUUUAUGCCUGUGAAUGAAAAUAAUUUCCCAGACUGGGAGCGGACUAAGUUGGACUUACCCCUUCAGUGUUAUAAUUGGACACUGACUCUGGGCAACAAGUGGAAGACAUUUUUUGAAACAGUACACAUCUAUUUGAGGAGUCGAAUAAAGUCAAAUGGUCCAAAUGGCAACGAAAGCAUCUACUAUGAACCCCUGGAAUUUAUUGAUCCCUCAAGAAAUCUGGGCUACAUGAAAAUCAAUAACAUCCAAGUGUUUGGCUACAGCAUGCACUUUGACCCAGAAGCAAUUAGAGACUUGAUUUUGCAGCUGGACUACCCCUAUACUCAGGGAUCACAGGACUCUGCACUUUUGCAGCUGUUAGAGAUACGUGAUCGUGUAAAUAAACUCUCUCCACCUGGUCAACGUCGUCUAGACCUCUUCUCUUGCUUGCUCCGUCAUAGACUCAAACUGUCUACCAGUGAAGUGGUGAGAAUUCAAUCUGCUUUGCAGGCAUUUAAUGCCAAAUUGCCAAACACAGUGGAUUAUGACACAACCAAAUUAUGUAGUUAACCAUAAAUGUGAAGCACAACACAAAACCUUGAAGGAGUUUUUACAGUGCUUUUGUGGAACAGUUUAUGUUUGGAAGAGUAAAUUUAAAUUGUCUUUUCAAUAUCUGUCUUAUAUCAGUCAAUACUGUUGGAUGGCAAUUUACACACAUGAACUUGCUGACAAUGAAUAUAUUAUACCUGCAGUUUUGGUUUAUGAAUGAAAUAAAUACUGACACCAGUCUAGAAGACAUUCUACUUUUUACAAUAAAUUUCAUUUGUAAUUUUAUAUGUUCCGUGGCAAUGCUUUUGUGCAUUACAUCCUCUAGAGGGAACAUAGAAGAAUACCAAUAAAAUUUUGUAGCUGAACAGUUAUUAAAAAGAAAUGCUGUGGGAUUCUUUCUUCUUACACAAAAGCAGUAAUCUUGAUAUACUUUUGUGUGUGUUGAACACACGUUGCAGGUAAAUAAAAUACAGUGACUCAUGGUUUCAACAGAAAACACAGAAAAGUCUAAACUGUGGAAUAUUUUCUUCUUAGGAAUUAUGUCUAAAUGUUUAUUCUGAGCAGAAGUGACAACAGUAGCAAUGCUUCACUUGCUAAACCUCUGAGACUUGAAAAGGCAUGCCCUUUUCAAGCUGCUUAACAUGUCAUACUGACUCCUAGAGUUGCAAUAUUGAGUGUUUUAGGAUGGACAGUGUGAGGUGCACAGUAAUGAAAGGUUGCAUUCUCUCAACAGCAGACAGGUGAAAAGCUAUCUAUGCAACUGAUCUUAUUCACCCUACAAAAGAGAAAACCAUCUUCACAAAAGUUUUCAGAAAUUUCCAUAAUCCUUUACUGUGCCUGAAUAUUUUGUGUAUUUAUAGAAAGAAUAAAUAUUAAAGCACAUGCAUACUAUUGUCCAAGGACACACUCUGAAAUGUUCACCUUGAAAUACCUGUUUUCAACUACUUCCCUAAGCAUCAUUCAUGCUGUCAAGAUUCAAAUUCAAUAUAAAACAUUCACCAAAAAUAAAACAGUUUAAUCUACUAAUCUAUUAAUGAGAUGAAAUAAAUGUGCCUACCUGUUGAUCAGAAUUAGGUUCUUUGAUAGUUUAUACGUUCUGGCAUGAAACUUAUAUCUGGGAUGGCAGAACGUGGCACUUCCAAGAAAGUUCUGCUACAUAAUGCCAGAGGAGAAUAAUGCAAAUGUCUUUGCUGUCUGUAGUCUGUUAGUAAGUAGAGAAUAAAGUGAGGGAAAUUUAUACAAAUUCUUUUGGUGGCACCAUGUUAGUGAAAUCUGAAUUUGUGCCCAUGAUGUAAAGGUCAAUCUGUUUGUUUGUUUUUGUUUUGAUUUUGUUUUCAAUGGGAAAGAAUUUGCAUAUAAAACUAGUACGUUAUGUGCAAGCACAGAAAGAUUAAAAAAAAAAAAAUCACUCAGAACUGAAGUUUUAGAAUUUAAUUUUAGAAUUAAACUUCAUUUAAUUUCAAUUAAAAGAAAUUUGGUAAACAUUGAAUUAGUUCCUUCACAAUUUAAUUCUGAGUCACAGCCCAAUCUGAAAUUAGGCUUUGUUUCUAUGUAGCCCACAGUAGCGCAAGAAAUGCUAAGUUUCAUAAUUAUUAGUGAGCAAAAUGAAACAGAAGCUCAGAAACACUUAGAAAAUUCUAUAGCCAAGAAGGAUCUUCUUUUCUUUAGUGAUUCCUCUCCUGCCUGAUUUCACCAUAUAUUUGUAAGGAUUACUCUUUCACCAAUACACAUUCAGAUAAUUUCUCUUACUGUGCUAGGAAGCUCAGUGGGACUAAAGUUAGCAUAUUUUUCCAUAAAUCAGAUUCUAGAUGAAUUCCUGUUUGGUUUCCAAUCACAACUUUGUUUUACUGAUAAAUAAUGUAUCUCAGACUAGUUGUCGGUGUCAAAAUUCUGGCUUGCUAUUGCAUGGAUAUGAUGAACUAGGCCAAAAAGUGACAUAUGACCUUCUUGGUUAUGAUUUACUUCUGUUCUUAUCAUCAGGUCUCUCCUUUGGUAUAUAAUGAAACAUAGAAAUAGACAAUUGGUUUUACUAAUCGUUACAUCUUGCAGUCUUUAUAAAUGAUAGAAAGAUCAUGGUGUAACAAGUUGAAUAAAAAGCAAGGAGUCCUAUUAUGCUCAUAGAAAGUAAAAGUUAGAAUAUAAAUAUGAGGUAGUGGUAAAUAAAGCACUCAGACAUAUUAUUCCUUCACUAAGAAAAAAUAUUGCUAUGAUGUAUCAAAUCACCUGAAAUAUUUUGCCCCUCUUACUAAUUUCUUUCUAAAAUACUUAAUCAAUGACUAUUUACUCUUUCUGUUUUUAAAUAUCUUUCUUGAGAUGGAAAGUUCUUCUUGAGACCUAAAUAUGUGUACAGAAAGAAGAAUAAGCCAAAGCAGUCUCCAGACAGGCAUCAUUUAAUUAUUGUACAAUACAUCUGGAUUAUAUAUAUAUAUAUGUAUAAUAAUCAUUUAUUACACUAAAAUAUUAUAAAAAAAUAAAAUAAGUAAUAAUCCAGAGGGCAUUUACCUGGAGGGAAAAAAAAAAAAAAAGUACUUAUUGUAUUUUUUUUUGCCAAAUUAAAAGUAUGAAACAAAUUUUUAGCCUACUAGUGAUCAACUAGUUGGAACCAGGGGAGUUGGGGAAUAAUGAAGGCAUUCAGUUUACCAAAACUAACCUCCAUAAACAUUGAAACAAAAACAAAAACAAAACAAAAAACCAAAGCAAAACAAAACAAAGAAAAAAAAAAAAAAGAAAACUGUAAGUGAAUAGUGAAAAGAAAUGCAGGAUUUAUCAGAUUUUCAAGCUACAAGCGGGUGCCAACAGUAUUUCCAUUUUCAUACUUUUCCAAUUGAAGUAUUUCUGUGUUUCUGAAAAUAAUUUAUUUGUGUGUAAAAAAGAACAAAAAAUUCUGGGCGAAACAGUAAAGAACUUAAUCAACAAGAACAAUCUUAUACUAAGGUAUGAAAAUAUUUGUGGAAAAGGAACACAUACAUACAGUCAUUUCCAUCCAGACACUGUGUAUGAUUAUUCCCUGCUUACUAUAUUCUACAGUUCAGAUCCUCACUCUGCUUCUUUGCACUCUGUUUCCCUUUGCAUUCACCACGGCUGUUAUUAUCUACUGUUAUAAACUGAAAUAAAGACAGACAAAUGAUCGAAUAUAUGCAAUGACAUAAUGGCAGCUUGUAAAAGUACUCAGAAAUAUCUUCAGUGGCUAUAGGUAUAAUAACCAGAUACAUAUUGAUAGAGAUUAUUAGCUUAUAUAAAAUAAAAAUAUUAAAAUAUAUGUUUUAUUAGAUUAUAUACAAUACUAAUUCUUAGCUUGCUGAGUUUAUUAUUAUUUAAACUAGAUUUGAUAGGAGAAGGGGAUGUACUGCUGAAUUAUUUCCUUUGCCACAAGACAAUUCUAUCGUUACAAAUAUUUGGAGAAAGAGUCUUUAUUUCUUAAAGUAUUCAUUAAAUGACUGCAUUUAUUGUGAAAUUGCUUACUCAGCAGAUGCUUCAUCUGACAAGAGGCAAAAGCUGCGUUUUUCCCAAGCUGAGUAGGCAGCUUGUGCAGGAGAGAGUACAUAGGUAUGAAGAAGGGUACUCUGAGCAUCAAAAGGUUAUUUCCUUGAAAACUCAGUGCAUAGUUUAAGUACAAAUCAAAAAAACAAUAGAAUACAAAGUAAGAAAAGUGAUAAAUACCUAUCUCAUUAUACUACAGAGUUACAUCUAAACUUUGAGUCCUGCAUCACCAUAGAGAUACGAUAGAAGCAAUUAAUGUGAUAUAAUAAUGGAUCCAUGUUUUACAAUCAACUAGCUAUUGUUUCUUUGAAAGAUAAAUGUCGGAAUCUGAAGAACCGUUUGUUUUGGCACAAUCACCUCUAUGAAUGGGAGAUGCUCUAGAUGGUGCAUCACAGUUAUUUUUUUAUAUUUGAACCUGUAAAGCUAAGAAGUGGAUCAAGCUGCUAAGUGCUUUAAAAUGCUGAGUUGCCAGCACAAAACAAGAAAUGGAUAUUCUUAGUUAAAUGUUUAACAGGACCAGAGAUUAGAGACCUCAAAACUCUAGCCAGUCAGACUGUGCUCAACUCAAUCAGGCUUUAGUUAAAAACUCAAGAAAUUAUGAAGCGUUUAUUUUCAUGUUUAAUUUUUCAGCUUUUACAGUUUAAGAAGUCAAAAUAAACAAAAACUAUUAAAGUAGACUGAAAGCACCACUGCUAUUUUGAAUAAAUCCCUGUGUAAAUGGAAUCUAUCAAUCAAAGAUGUUUUUCCUUCAUCAGAAAAAGGUAACAGAAAUGAAAUGUCAAAUUCUCUGAUUAGCUUGAACUAGAGUGAUUCUAUCACUUCAGUUUCAUCCCAUAUUUAUCUUAAAAUUAUUAUGUGAUUACUUACUAAAAUAGCUGGAUUUUAUACAAUGUACACAUGAGCACACAUAUCCAUUGAACUUGCCUAGUUACUUUUUUCUUCAAGAGGCAAUCUGUAAUCUCUUGGACAAAAUUAGUAAAAGCUAUUACAUGAAGAGCUGAGAUACACUAUUUGGUAAGCUCUCUAUGAGCAAAGGCAUUUGACAUUGAACUGAGAGCAAUU